This is a messenger RNA of Acipenser ruthenus (sterlet), 3679 nucleotides long. Its product is annotated as embigin-like. The record is from RefSeq and is a predicted model, not a curated record. The transcript has 9 exons. Lineage: Eukaryota; Metazoa; Chordata; Actinopteri; Acipenseriformes; Acipenseridae. The coding region runs from base 139 to 1263 and encodes 374 amino acids.
ACAGGAGGCAGGCAGCAUGACACAAUAAAUAUAUCCCUACUCUGAUGAAAGGCUGUGCUGCAUCUUGAAUUGAAUUCUGAAACUAUUGGAUUUUGCAGAGUAAACCUAGACACAGAGACAGCUUGAUUUCCAAUCCAUAUGGUUCGUCAUGUUAAUAAUUUAUACAAAUCCAGCAGCUGUUCCUGUGUUGCGUCAGCAAGGUUACUGUGCAGAGAAACCUCUAGAGAAUUCAAUUCUAAACGACGAGCUUUCAGACAUCAGGGUGACUCAUUCACUGCAGCAUCAGGCACAAACACUGCAGAUAAAAUGCUCUCUACAUGGAUCUCAGUGUUGAUUGGAAUCGUCCUGUUUGUCGUCUGUGGAUCUCAGGUUAUAUCAGACAAAACAACUAUUGCUUCUCCAAUUCAAACUGACCAACGGGAGAUCAACAUAACUGAAAUUGCUGUAGACUCGUCAAUAGUGAAGAAUAUUGUUAUAAAAGGACACACAGAUCCCUGGAUCAAAGCAAACAUUGAUGUUACACAGCCAACCAAUUUAGACUUUUCAUGUAAAUUGACUGGUCUUCUAUAUGAACCAUCGUCCAUCACUGGAUUUUGGAGAAAAGAUGGCAAAGAGAUCCCACAGUCUCGUGUUGUCAUACAGAAGAAAGAGACUCAGUAUCAUCUCCAAAUAAAGUUUCAAGUUACCGAUAACAGCCAACUUGGGAAUUACACUUGUGUUUUUGAUAUUAAACCUGAGGUAGUCGCCAACUUUGUUGUUGAAGUUCCAGACACUGAAGGCAGAGAAAAACCACUUGUAUGUUAUGAAGGAGAUGCAGUUGUGAUGAUCUGUAAAAGUCAUGAAUUUGUUCCAAACACUUGGAUUUGGCACAAAGUGAAUGGCACUGAAAAGGCUAUUAUCAAUGCAACAGCAAACCCAGAUCGAUACAUAAUGAAUAUAUAUAAGGAUGGAAAUAAAACAUCCCUUAAAGUAAUGGGUUUAACAGGGAAAGACAGUGGUCUCUUCGGGUGCAGUGCUGUGUAUGAGAUCGGAUCAAGUGAAGGCCAUGUUAAAGUCAAAGUUCUUAGUUACAUGGUGCCCCUCAAGCCCUUCCUGGCCAUCGCUACUGAGGUUAUAAUUCUGGUAUCUUUAAUUCUGCUCUAUGAGCGGCACACCAAGAAGAAAAAGAAUCUUGCAGAUAAUGACACUGAACACAUGGAAAAACUAAAAACUGAGGAAAGUAAUGGAGUAGGAGAAAGCACUACAAGACACAGAAACGUUUAAAAGGAAAACCGAAAGCAGAAAGCAUCAAUUAUCAACAUUAAUUCCUAAGCAGGUUCUGAUACUUGCUUGUUGUGAGAGUGACAUGAAGUUGUGUAGCUGUAGUUUUCACUGAUCUCUUCUCCCCCUCUAAACCCAUAUGGAAAUAUCCAUGCAUAAACAACCUUCAAUGUUAACAUAAAGCCAAGGCCUAUUUGUACUCUGUGUGUAUCUCAGAUUAUGUGUUUAUCUCAGAUUUAAAAGGAUUACUGUAUCAUAUCUGCUGGCCAUGAAUAUAUUUCAAGAUGACUGACUAGCCAUGUGGAUAAAGGUAUUAUAUAGAUGUACAAUAUUGACAUUUUAUAAUUAUAAACAUUUAUCUGGUGAAUACUGCAAUGUUAAAUAUUUACAGAUUUUAUCCAGUUUGUUUAAAUGGAUUGUUUCACAGUAUCCCCACCCAGUCCUAUGUGUCUUUGGUUUCCCACAGCCUGUCUAUCUGUGUUAUCCCUGGCUCUGUCUGACUCUCUCUAUCAUUGUAACAUUGCCUGCUCCUUAAAACAAGUACAUCUGCAAAUCAUUCAGGUAAAUCGUCACGUGGAGUCCACUGCCCAAUUCAAAUAAACAAAAGGGCAAUUACAGCUCAGAGAAUAAAAUAAUUAAGGCCUUUACAAUAUCACCUGAAGCAGGUAUAAACUGAGGUUUCAGCUCAUGCUGAUUUGAUGUUGUAAAACACAAGCUCCUGUUUUACUGCCAUGAGACAGGUUUAUCCAGUACAAUGCAAAUGCUAAAUAGUGAAGCAAUACCUAUCAAAUAAAGAAUCACAUGAGUCCACUUUUAAAUAAAACUGCCUUGCUGAGGAGGAUCUUAUAGAUGCAAUCAGACCUUUACUCCUUUUUCUAGAUGUCAUUAUACACAUACCAGACUAAGGCAUUUACAAUAGGACGUUUUCACAAAAUGUAAUCUGGGACUAAUAGAAAAAAAUGAUGCCACGAACCUUGAUGUGGAUAUGCCAUAAUAGAAUGGCAUAACUUAUCAGGAAAUUAUCAUUUUAAAUUGAGAAGCACUAAAACACCGAUUCUUAGGGCAGUGUCGUUAUUUAUUCUGUAUGUGGGAUUUCAGUGUAGUUUUUUUUAGUAAAACCCCACUGUUAAUCGUAGGUUUGCUAUGUUAAGUAAGUACUCUAUAAAUAGAUUCAGGAUCCUCAAGGCAAUAUUAUUUUAUUCAUUAAAACACAGUAACAAAAUAAUACCCUGUGUGUAGAAAAGAUAAAGGUAACACCAUUGUUGUGAUGCUGAUGUUGUGUGUAUUGUAGAACAUCUAAAUAUGCAUAGUAAUCAUUCAGGGAUGAGUCCAAAAUGAAUAACGUGUGAGCUUCCCUGCAAUCUUACUACAGUUUUAAAGUUCAGUGAAAAAUGAAAUUUAAACUGUUUUGCUCACACCUUUGCAAGGCAGUUAUGCGUGACCAAAGCAGUUAAAAGGUGUAUAUAUGUUUUUAAAGCUUGGCAAUACUAGAUUUCUGACAUGCAAGUACUGUAUUUUGCAUUGCUUAUCCAAAUUCUGCAACCACGCACAUUUUCAAGCUUGCCUUAACACACAAAACAAAUUAAAUGUCAAUAAAAAAAUUUGAAGCCUGGCAUUUGAGAUAUGUUUUGCCUUUGAAUGUAAAACCUUGUAUAUAAUGUUUUACCUCCACUAGAAUCUUUUUAACUUAUUUGGCCAAUAAACUAAUUUAUGUAAUGUCAUUUGUUUUCAAUAUAUGUGUUCAGUAAACACAUUUUAAAACAGUAUGGCAUGCUUUAUGUCUUUUUUUAACUCACCAAAAGGGCUGAACCUGUGGGGCUGUGAAACAGGGGUCUUGCUACCUGUGAUGUACUUGAUUUGGAAUAAUUGAUUGAUUUCGCUGGAUGAUGUGCAUGCGUGUUCACUGCUUGAUUGACAGUAGAUGGAGAAAGAUGUCUGGGAUUGACUCGCCCCGCAGGCGCGCAAGUUUAUUUACACAGUACAGGAACCCCACGUGACACUACCAGCAAUGGUAGCUCAUUUGGGACAUACGGUUUGAAGAGGCAGGAAAUAUGUGAUAUGAUAUCUAAAGGGUUAAAAACGGUUGUGUGGUGUUGUGAGUACUGUGCAUUAUCGUGUUGUGUUCUGAGCACAGCACAUUCUGGUGAGACUUGCUCGAGAUGUGUUUCUCAAAAGAUAGUUAGGACGCUGUUAUGUCUAGUUUGAAGCAAAGCUGCUUAGUUAAAAACAACCCCUUAUAAGGGAAUCUUCAUCUUUGAGAAAGUUCUAUAAUCAUGACGUGUUAAUUUGCCUAUUUGUUGCUAUGCUAAUCCUGUAUAAAUAUUGUGCUACCUUGUCAAUAAUCAAAAGAGAGUGUGUUCCUGUAACCGCUGCUGCUCUUCCCAUGCUCGCAUUGUAUUAAAGCUUCUUGAAACUGCUA